Molecule: messenger RNA, 1168 nt
Organism: Cottoperca gobio
Lineage: Eukaryota; Metazoa; Chordata; Actinopteri; Perciformes; Bovichtidae
Product: galectin-related protein B
Exons: 4
Coding region: 97-534 (145 amino acids)
Molecular function (GO): carbohydrate binding
Source: RefSeq, a predicted model, not a curated record
GGUACAGGCGGGGUCUGCCAGCUGGAGGCAGACUCGGUCAGUCCUCAGUUGGCAUCACGGCUCGAAACCUCCACACUGUAUCACGCCCAGAGUGGAAUGGAAGAAAAGGACAAGACAGAAAAUGGGGAGUACACCGGAGAGAUAAAGGGUGGAAUGCGGCCUUCAAUGAAACUGGUUGUUAUGGGAAUUAUUAACCAAAAAGCCAAGAGCAUGGAGGUGAUUCUGUCCUGCCUGCCUCUGGAGACGGACGCAGAGGCUGAUGUGGGGCUUCAGGUAAAGGUGAGCUUCAAGGACAAGGCCGUGCAGCGCAACGCCCGCCUGGCCGAAGAGUGGGGGAGACCUGAAACUACCCUUUCAUACUUUCCUUUUGCACCCGGAGAAUCCUUCAAGAUGGAGAUAGUGUGUGAGCACCAGCAGUUUCGUAUCUUGGUGGACGGACAGCCUCUGUGUGGAUUCACCCACCGCGUCUCCCCGCUCGCCUCCCUCACUGCCUUACGCGUCUUUGGAGACCUACAGCUCACCAAGGUGGCCUAGCACCGAGACCCAUGGGAGGAUGUUUGGGGACAGUACACACACGGUUAGACAAAAGUGUUUGAGUGAAUGAAUGAGCCUCAAUGGGGGAACAAAAUGACACCUGCCUCGUAAUCACGUGUUAAGUGCCUUCACUAGAUUACCUGUUUGGAGACUUGAAGAUAAUGACUGAGUCGUCGAUGUCUUAACUAAACUGAGGAAUGUGAUUUGAGCUCUAAGCUGUUAUAUUUCCCUCCCUGAGGAACUAACGUGGUGCUUCACUGCUGGUGUGAGUGCUGCAUCCGUCAAAUCUCAGACGCUUGUCUUUGAUUUCUCUGGAGUUAACCUUUGAAAGCACUUACGUUUACGAGCGCUGCAUGAAGAUGAAUGUUUUUGGACUGAUUGUAAUUCUGUGCCCGACUGUAACAGCUGUAAGAAUAAGUACAUUAGUGCAUGCCCGUAAUACACAUUAUGUCGCCUCCAGAUUAAACACGAGCUGGAGGGAUGAUGUCACACGUUCUGUUGUUGUACCAUUAUCACCUUUGAACUCGCGCCCACUGCUGCGUGUACUUUUCUUUCCCCCCCCCUGAGCACUUUUUACGUGAAUGUUUCAUAUUGACUUUACUCCACUGCAAUAAAUCACGUUUGGUUGAUUUUC